Messenger RNA from Xenia sp. Carnegie-2017, 1398 nucleotides. Its product is annotated as ras-related protein Rab-30-like. NCBI's taxonomy places the organism in Eukaryota, Metazoa, Cnidaria, Anthozoa, Malacalcyonacea, Xeniidae. The transcript has 3 exons. Gene Ontology annotation, molecular function: GTP binding; GTPase activity. The record is from RefSeq and is a predicted model, not a curated record. Gene Ontology annotation, biological process: regulation of exocytosis; protein secretion. Bases 118 to 762 code for a protein of 214 amino acids.
UCAAAGUACUUAAGUACAUAAGAUUAUGAAGAACAUGCUAGUCAUUCCAGUAAAAGAACAGGCAAGACACAACGAACAAUAUACAGCUGCAAAAACGUUUAAAGAGUACAUGAGCAAAUGCGUCCACAUCAAGGCAAGAUAAAGUCCGAAUUAAAAUUCAAGAUCGCCUUUGUAGGCAAUGCUGGCGUUGGAAAGACGUCUUUGAUGAUGAGAUAUACACAAGAAAGUUAUCGAGAAAGGAGAAGUACGUUGGGAAUUUGCAACUAUACAAAGAUUCUACGCGUUGAUGACGAACCUAACGUAAAGCUUGAAAUCUGGGACACAGCUGGGCAAGAGCGUUAUCGAACAAUCACACAAAGUUACUACAGAGAUGCAAACGGCCUCAUUUUGACCUACGACAUCACACAAUUAGAGUCACUGGCUUGUCUAAGGGAUUGGAUAGAGGACGUCAGAAGGUACGCAAACAAAAGCAUAAGAAUGAUUUUAGUAGGAACAAAACUUGACGUCGCCGAGCGACAACGAGAAGUUACCGAAGAACAGGCGAGAAAGUUUGCAUCGCAUUAUCCGGACAUAGUUGAUGUCGUAGAAACAUCUUCAAAGAAUAAUACAAACGUUGACAUGGUAUUCAUAAAACUGUGUCACGCGUUGAAGGAAGAACAUGACAUGACUGCAACAGGUACAAUGAACUUUAACGAUGUAACACUUACUAAGAAAAAGCGUUCGUAUUCCAGACUAUGUAAGAUCAGCAGCUGUUGCAAAUGAACAGAAAAUGAUUUGGUUGAUUCGUUUGGUUGAAUUACUUAACAUGGACCCUGAUUUCGUAUUUGAGUAUCAAGCGUAGUUCUUAGAAAUUUCUGUAAAUGUCUCGUCUCAUUAUAUUGUAACUCCUAUACUGUUGGAUCUGAUAGUACCAAAAAACACGACAAUAAGGGCAUAAUACGAUAUGUAAGCAUAAAAAAUUAGGAAAAAUGAGACAAGGUAAAUAACAAGGACACGUGCUAAAGUGUAAUCGUCAGUUGAACCUUCGUGAUAUUUAAAUUUCAAAAUAAACUAAGAAUGGUGCGAACUCAAUACUAUCGUACGAAAUAAGUCAAAUGAAAGAACUUUAUCUUUAACAAGAUACAACGUAAAUGUAAAAUGAAGACUUUUAUACUAAAAUAUAGAUAAAGCUAAAACAAGAUUAUUGAAGAAAAAAGACAGGUUCUUUUUAAUGCUCCCAAGUAUUACUUUAAAACAAUCCUGCUUAGAAGUUCAAUAUUAUUCUCAAAUAUUUUGUAUACUGUUUGCUGGAGUUGAUUCCGAUUUCAUUUAAAAUAAAAUCGUCAUUUGAUUCUUUUUUGUAGUUUGUCGAUAUAUAAGUAUAAAUUGAUGUACAUAAUGAAUAUAUUCUUUUGUUUA